AUAUAAGCCCCCCCUCCCCCUCCCCUACCCCCUUUCUUCUCAAGUCUUCUCCUUCCAUCUUCUUCCCAGUCUGGGCAAAUGGGUUGAGUCAGUUUUUGAGAGUUUUGAAAAUCUUGAAUGGAGAUGAAAUAAGUGAAUGUUUAGAAACCUUAGCCUCUGUUACAUCAUGGGUUACCCAGAAACAGAAAAGGUUGCGUUUUUGUUGGAUGCUCUGUACUGCGAGGAGGAGCAGUGGGGGGAGCUGGGCAGAGAUGAAGAAGAAGAAGAAGAAGAAGAGGAAGAGGAAGAGGAAGAGAGGUUUUGCCGCGAUGACAUUGAUCCAGUUCUUGGAGAACAGGAUUUGUUGUGGGAAGACGAUGAGCUCUGUUCUUUGUUGUCUAAAGAACAGGAGAGUGGUUUUGAGGGGAAUCUAUGUGUGGGUAAGGCAAGAAAAGAGGCUGUGGAGUGGGUGUUGAAAGUGGUUUCUCAUUAUUCUUUCUCAGCCCAAACUGCGCUUCUGGCUGUGAACUACCUUGAUGGGUUCCUCUGCAGCUUAGACCCCCAAACUCAGAAGCCAUGGACGAGUCAACUCGCAGCUGUAGCCUCUCUCGCUCUCGCUGCCAAAGUGGAAGAGAUUCAUGUGCCACUUCUCCUAGAUUUCCAAGUUGAGGAAUCAAAGUACGUGUUCGAGGCCAAAACGAUCCAAAGAAUGGAACUUUUGAUUCUCUCCAAUCGCCAGUGGAAGAUGAACCCUGUCACCCCAUUCUCCUUUCUUGAUCACAUUGCAAGAAGACUGGGGCUAAAGAAUCGCAUCUGCUGCGAGUUUCUCAGGAGAUGUGAACGUGUGCUGCUGUCCAUAAUCCCUGAUUGCAGAUUCAAGCGUUACCUACCCUCUGAGACUGCAGCUGCCACAAUGCUGCAUGUCAUCGGCAGACUAAAGCCAAGCAUUGGCGAGGAGUCCCAAGAACAGCUGCUCAGCAUUCUGGGAACCAACAAGGAGAAACUGGAGGAAUGUCGUACGAUAAUCAAAGAUGCGGAGACAAGGAUGCGAUCUGGUUGGGCUUACAAGCGCAAAUUCGGGAUGGGAAUGGCAUUGCCAUUGCCGGGGAGCCCAAAAGGGGUGAUGGAUGUGUCGUUUAGCUGGGAAGAUUGGAAUGAUUCAUCAGUGUGUUCAUCCCCAGAGCCAUUAUCAAAGAGGAGCAAGAAUAUUAGCCAAGAUUAAUAGCCUUAAUUAGCUUUAUAAUUUUCUUAGUAUAGACUAGUGAUGACUAUAUAUAUAGUAAUAAUGUCGAAAUAAUGUUAAAUUGCUCACCAUCUUUGCAGUUUCAAUCCAACCCCCUCCCUUUUCAUAUGUGCUGUGGUUAACUGUGUAUGUAUGAUGGGGCAUGGAGAUUUGUACCCCUUACUAGCUAGAGGUGGAGAUGGUUGGCAUUUUAUCCAUAAGAAAACAAACCAAAAAAAAAAGUAGCAAUCAAGAGGAGCCUUUAAUUA
This is a messenger RNA of Ipomoea nil (Japanese morning glory), 1470 nucleotides long. RefSeq names its product cyclin-D3-1-like. Bases 137 to 1201 code for a protein of 354 amino acids. The record is from RefSeq and is a predicted model, not a curated record. Lineage: Eukaryota; Viridiplantae; Streptophyta; Magnoliopsida; Solanales; Convolvulaceae. Gene Ontology annotation, biological process: regulation of cyclin-dependent protein serine/threonine kinase activity; mitotic cell cycle phase transition. The transcript has 4 exons. Gene Ontology annotation, cellular component: cytoplasm; cyclin-dependent protein kinase holoenzyme complex; nucleus. Gene Ontology annotation, molecular function: cyclin-dependent protein serine/threonine kinase regulator activity.